Messenger RNA from Cladocopium goreaui, 917 nucleotides. The record is from the annotation of a GenBank genome assembly. NCBI's taxonomy places the organism in Eukaryota, Dinophyceae, Suessiales, Symbiodiniaceae.
GCCAUGGAUGGCAGCCACAUCAAAAGCUCAAUCGAUGGCUUGCCGGAUUUGCAGCUGGACCCGGGGCCGCAUGCAACCUGCCACUGGAUGUUGCCCAAGCUGUUGGCCGGCAGCUUCCCAGGUGACCGAACGGAACCGAAUCACAGCGCCAAAGUGCGUAGUUUGUUGGAUGGUGGGGUGAACACCUUUAUAUGUUUGCAGGAACACGGUGAAUUGAAGCGCUUUACUCCCUAUGUGACCACGGCGGAGACGCUGAGAAAGUCUGAAUCAACCGAGUUUCCGGAUGCCUUGGAGUUCUUUCAUUGCCCUAUUCAGGACAAUGAUGUCACCUCUGAUGACCAACUGCUUUGUGCCCUUCGCACUCUGGUGAAGAAGCUUCUACAGGGCCGCGGUGUGUACGUGCACUGCUGGGGGGGACAUGGUCGAACAGGAACUUUGAUUUGUGCUCUUCUGGUGACAUGCUAUGGUCUCAGCCCAGCAGAGGCUGAAGACCUCUACAACAAAGCGGAGCGACUCCGCGGGGCCAGAAAUGGGAUAUGGCCUGGAUCUGCUGUGCAGAGAGAGCAGGUGGAGCGCUUCGCUGGACGUGCACUUGAUUUGGAUGGACCUUUGCUACCACCUCUGGAGGAUUGGUCCGCUGGUGGACGCGAAGUAUCAGGAUAGGCUCCAAAUGCUUCAAAAUAUAAACUUGCAACAUCUUGCAAACGUUCCACUGAAAGACUGCAAGAUACAAACAAAGACAAGUCAGCGGCACCUGUGGGUCUCAAGCGGUUUUUGACGAAUUUGACCCGCUAAUCCGAACAAGGAGCCGGCUGUUUUCGCUGCCCCUUGGGUGGUUAGCUUGGAACAAACCACAUGGCCAGCCCGAGUGACGACGCGGUGAAAACCCACAAGCUGCUCAGUUCUGAGGAAGAAAA